Messenger RNA from Trichoderma breve, 390 nucleotides. RefSeq names its product antibiotic biosynthesis monooxygenase domain-containing protein. The record is from RefSeq and is a predicted model, not a curated record. Bases 1 to 390 code for a protein of 129 amino acids. Lineage: Eukaryota; Fungi; Ascomycota; Sordariomycetes; Hypocreales; Hypocreaceae. The transcript has 3 exons.
AUGUCAGCCAGCGUGGAGGACCGAUUUGCAAAGCUAUCGCUCAGCAGCGAUGGCAAAAGGAGUGAAGACUCAACUCGCAUUAUUCUGGCAACUGUUUAUCCGAAGCCAGGAAAGACAGAGAGAAUCAUUGAGCUCUAUCAACCAAUUAUUAAAGAUGGAGCAGACAAGGAACCUGGAUGCUUCCAAUUCCAGCUCUUCGUUGAUGUCAAUCCCGAAACAGGCAAUGAGGAGAUUUUUACUAUCGAAAAAUUCAAGAACUUAGAAUCGCUGAGGCUUCACCAACAAGGAGAAAGUCUAAAGGAGUUCAACAAAAUUACUGCCGCGGAGGGCCUUCAUGCUAAGCCAGUUUUGGUGCAUGUUGUCAAGCCUGUUAGCGGAUUCGCUAUCUAG